GGAAGUAUACCAAAAGAAAUUGGGAGCUUGGAGAUGCUUCAAACAUUGUAUCUUCGCAGCAACAUAUUAACAGGUCUAAUUCCACCAGAGAUUGGAAGGCUUCACAAUCUCCGGUUCUUAAGUCUGGGGGACAACCUGCUAACUGGAACUAUACCAUCAACCAUGUCCAAUAUGUCAUAUCUUAAUUAUCUAUCUUUCAAAAGGAAUAGACUCCACGGAUUCUUGAUUGAUGAAAUUGGGAACCUAACCAUGCUCACGGAUCUCUAUCUAGGUGAAAAUAACUUCACAGGUGAGAUUCCGCCAGUGUAUGAUAAACUAAAUCAAUUAGAGAUCCUGGAGAUGGGGAUGAAUAGCAUAAGUGGCCAAAUACCUUCAUACAUAUUCAACCUCUCUACACUGAAGGUGAUUUCACUUUUAGGAAAUGAUUUUAUAGGCCAUGUUCCUGAAAAACUAAGUUCUUCUCUUCCAAAUCUUGAACAACUCUUUCUUGCUGGCAACCAUCUGGAUGGUGUUAUACCAAACUCGUUCUCAAAUUUUUCUCACCUCAAGAUUCUAGAUAUUUCUUACAACGACUUCACUGGUUCAAUUCCUGACACCUUGGGGUAUGUAAAAUCCUUGGAAAUGCUAGGUCUAGCGGCCAACAAUUUAAGAAGUGAAUCUGCUUCGCCUGAGCUGAAGUUUUUCACUUCUCUGAUGAGUUCCACGUCCUUGACAUUCUUAGAACUCAAUAAUAAUCCACUAAAUGGCAUUUUCCCUACAUUUUCUGGGAAUCUUUCUUCUUCCCUAAAACAUUUUAGAGCAUCAGGAUGCAGUAUUAAGGGAUUCAUUCCAAAUGAAAUUGGAAAUUUAAGUGGAUUGGUGAGAUUAAAUCUCCAGGGAAAUGAUUUGACAGGAACUAUUCCAAGUGAAUUCAGUAAACUGUCUAAUCUUCAAGAAUUGGAUCUUGGAAACAACAGCCUGACUGGAUUUAUUCCCAAUGAUAUCUGCAAAUUAAAACGUUUGGGACGCCUGGAAUUGGGCCAAAAUCGACUAACAGCUUCACUUCCAGAAUGCUUGGGAAAUGUAUCCUCUCUAAGGUACAUAGAUCUCAAUUCCAAUAAUUUGUCUUCUACAAUACCUACAAGCAUCUGGAGCUUGCAAGAUCUCCUGGAUCUUAAUAUCUCCUCCAAUUUUAUCAAUGGUUCUCUAUCUCCUCAAAUUGGAAACUUGAAGGCAGCCAAAUUCAUUGACUUGUCAAUGAAUCUGUUGUCAAAUGAUAUCCCCAACACUUUUGGAGAUCUACAGAGUGUGAUUACUCUUUCUCUGGCAAAUAAUAGAUUUCAGGGUCCCAUUCCUGAUUCCAUUGGAAGAAUGCUGAGUUUGAAUGCUCUAGAUCUAUCACACAAUAUGCUUUCUGGUACAAUUCCCAAGUCAUUGGAGUCUCUAACACAACUCAAGUCCUUCAAUGUUUCUUUCAAUAAAUUAUCAGGAGAGAUUCCGACAGAGGGCCCUUUCAAAAAUUUUACAAGCCGAUCCUUUGAAUUCAACACUGCAUUGUGCGGUUCUAACAGGUUUCUGGUUUCAUCCUGCAAAGUAAGGCAAAGGUCAAACAGAAAGAAAAAGCUUCGAAUUGCUUUCAUUGUUCUGGGAAUAGUGGCAUUAUUUUUUAUUGGGAGCAUGAUCUUUUUCAUUAUUAGAUAUUACCGGAAAAAGGAAUCUCCAAUUGUAUCAGAUAUAUUUGCCACAAAAAGACCGGUAAGAGUUUCUUAUUACAAGCUUCUGCAAGCAACAAAUGAAUUUAGCGAAGAAAAUUUGCUAGGCAGCGGAAGCUUUGGCUCAGUUUACAAGGGUGUUUUGGAAGAUGGGACUGUUUUGGCUAUAAAAGUUUUCAAAACACAAAUGGAUCAUGAAUCAAAGUCUUUUGAUGCUGAAUGUGAGGCCUUACGGAAUCUUCGUCAUAGAAACCUUAUUAAAGUUGUUGGAAGUUGCUCAAAUCAGGAUUUCAAGGCCUUAUUACUGGAGUACAUGCCCAAUGGAAGCUUGGAGAAAUGGUUGUACUCUAACUACAAUUUGGAUGUCAUACAGAGAUUGAACAUAUUGAUAGAUGUGGCUUGUGCAGUCGAAUAUCUCCACCAUGGCUAUUCGACACCUGUUGUUCACUGUGAUUUAAAGCCUAGUAAUAUUCUCAUGGAUGAGAAAAUGGUUGCCCGUGUAAGUGAUUUCGGUAUCACAAAAUUUUUGGGUGAAGAAGGAAGUGUAACUCACACCAGGACUCUUGCAACACUGGGCUACAUGGCUCCAGAAUACGGAUCGGAAGGCAGGAUUUCCACAAGCUGUGAUGUCUACAGUUACGGAAUCAUCAUGCUGGAAAUGUUCACAAGAAAAAAGCCUUGCGAUGAAAUGUUUUCUGGUGACAUGAACCUCAGAAGUUUGGUAAAAGUUUCACAUCCCGAUGUGCUGAUCCAGGUUAUCGAUCCCAGUUUGAUAAGCACUGAGGAGACAAAUCCCAGUACAAUAUUGUCUUGCAUAUCAACAGUGUUGGAAUUAGCUAUGAGAUGCUCAGAGGAUUCUCCAGGGGAAAGGAUGAACAUGAAAGAUACCUUGGCAGAAUUGAAGAAAAUCAAACUCAACUUUAUGCAACCCCAUACUGGACGAGAGAGGCGGUGACAGCCAAUCUGCCAUGCUACGUGAUACAGCCGUCCAAGCUCAGAAAAAGAAUUAUUGAAGAUGGACUUGCUAGACAUUACUAUUCUUUUGUAUCCGACUCAAAAGUUACCCAGCCGACUGGAUUUCAAGACUAAGACAAAAAAAAAUAAUUAUGGAAGAAUUUCAAAGUUACCUUAUUAUAUAUUCUCGUUUCCUUAUUUCAUAUUUAAAGUUUCCUUUUACUUUGUUUUCUUUUAUUACCUUAUUAUAGG
Andrographis paniculata is the source of this 2897-nucleotide messenger RNA. RefSeq names its product receptor kinase-like protein Xa21. Bases 34 to 2646 code for a protein of 870 amino acids. Lineage: Eukaryota; Viridiplantae; Streptophyta; Magnoliopsida; Lamiales; Acanthaceae. Gene Ontology annotation, biological process: protein phosphorylation. Gene Ontology annotation, molecular function: ATP binding; protein kinase activity; protein binding. The transcript is spliced from 5 exons. The record is from RefSeq and is a predicted model, not a curated record.